GGGGGAACUUGAGUAGCUGCGGACGCCUCGAGGAAGCGGCUUACUGGGGCUCGGCGUUGUCUUUGAGGGUUCUUGGAGGGAUAAGAACAGUGUGGCGUGGGCACAAAGAGGAUGGGCAGUGUUAGGUUGGUGCCACUGGAGAGGACCGUGCCCAGAAGUCUGUGUAGAAAGAGCAGUACCAGGAUGAAGACUCAUUCAGGAAACAAAGAGGUGCUCCAGGAGAGGGUACGAUGCCCACGACGGGGACCGCAAUGCAAGGAGGUAGCACCUAGAAAGAGGGCACCGAGAGCUGUCGCCGCCUCCCAGUGAAAGUCCAGUGCCGGGUGAAGGCGCGCUAGAUCAGUGUCCAGAAGAGGGUAGUAUAUAGUGGGGUGACAGGCAGUACCAAGUUCAAUUGGCAGCGUCCUAGGGGAUCAGAGUGUGAGGUUAGUGCCAAGCAGGGCCAAGGGAAGACGCGAGUGCUGAGAAGGUGAAUCCCCAGGGGAGGGCACAAUGCGGGCUUUCCUUUCCCUGAGAGUGACAUCAUGGCAAAUUCCCAAACCGGACAGACCCGACUCGGGUGACGUCUAGCUGGUCCGAGCCAGCUUGGACCAGCGUGGGGGACUUUGGUGGCAGUCCGAGGGGCUGGGUACUACGUCCCGCUGGGCGGGCGCUCUGCGGGCGGGGCUCUGCUCCACCCGCCUGCUGCACGGACUGUGCCCUCGGCCGGCUCGCGGCUCGCAGGGCAGGGCUCGGCCCGGGCUGGGCCAAGGAUCAAGGUUCCUGGCUGGGUUAGGCCCCCAGGCUUUGCAAGCUUCGGGAUCCGGGAUCUAAAGAGGGCGCCGUAGAGCCGGUCGCGGCGCGGUACCCGCCGGGGGUGGAACCUAGUUUGUCCCCGCCUUGGGCGGAGUCACCGGGCUUUGAGACUCGCCCAUCAGGCCAGAGCAGCUCCGAGGUGGCCUUUCCCGGCGGAAGUUCAGGAGCCCCGAGGGGGAGGCAGCGGAAGUGGCCGCGGUCCUGCAGCCUGUGCGCAUGCGCCCCCUGCCCGGCUGCCGCUUUUGGGGCGGUACUCUGCCCUGUCUUCUUUUCUCCGCGUGAGGGGGUCCGCGAAUUCCCAGUCGUGGCCGCGCGCUCCGCACCUCUGCAGCUCUCGUGCCCCUUACGAUGGCGGGCAUCCUGUUCGAGGAUAUUUUUGAUGUGAAAGACAUUGACCCAGAAGGCAAGAAGUUUGACCGAGUGUCUCGGCUGCACUGUGAGAGUGAGUCUUUCAAGAUGGACCUCAUCUUAGAUGUAAACAUUCAGAUUUACCCCGUGGACUUGGGUGACAAGUUCCGGUUGGUCAUAGCUAGUACUUUGUAUGAAGAUGGUACUUUGGAUGAUGGCGAGUACAACCCCACGGAUGACAGGCCUUCCAGGGCUGACCAGUUUGAGUAUGUAAUGUAUGGGAAAGUGUACAGGAUUGAGGGGGACGAGACCUCAACCGAAGCAGCAACACGUCUCUCUGCGUAUGUGUCCUAUGGGGGCCUGCUCAUGAGACUUCAGGGUGAUGCCAACAACCUACAUGGAUUUGAGGUGGAUUCCAGAGUGUAUCUGCUGAUGAAGAAGCUGGCGUUCUGAACCUCGUGGGAAACCAGCCUUGCUGCUUCGUCACUCAAGCUGUGGAUGUUGUUCAACCCUGAGUAGAAGCUGGCCGUGUUCGCCUUCUAAAGGGACUGGGCUCUGUCCGCUGUGGGUGCCUCUUCAGUUUGUCUGGAUUUGGUGGAAAACUCACUUGUCUGUGAAAGGCCAAGGGGGAGAGCUUAGCUUGAAUCUCAAGUUGUGUCCGUGUGUUUGUUUGUUUUUUUUUUUUAUUAAAGUUUACUUUUUCA
Molecule: messenger RNA, 1847 nt
Organism: Microtus oregoni (creeping vole)
Lineage: Eukaryota; Metazoa; Chordata; Mammalia; Rodentia; Cricetidae
Gene: Polr2h
Product: RNA polymerase II, I and III subunit H
Exons: 5
Coding region: 1144-1596 (150 amino acids)
Biological process (GO): DNA-templated transcription
Cellular component (GO): RNA polymerase III complex; RNA polymerase I complex; RNA polymerase II, core complex
Molecular function (GO): DNA-directed RNA polymerase activity
Source: RefSeq, a predicted model, not a curated record